GAGCCAAAGCGGCGUGGGCCAGGCUGAUGAGGGCUAGCGGGCUACCAGCUCGGGCCCCGGCGCCGCUGGACGCACGCGGGGCUCCGGCUAUAUGAAGCCACCUCGGCUCGGGCCUUCUCCUCCCAGCAUCCGUAUCCCUCCAUCAGUCCCUCGGGCCAUCCCUAGCUUCAUCCCAAUUCUUGUUCGUGCAGCUGCUCGUGGCAGCCUGAGACCAGGCGCGAGGAUGCUGGCGGUGUUCAGCGGCGAGGUGGUGGAGGUGCCGGCGGAGCUGGUGGCGGCGGGGAGCCGGACGCCGUCGCCCAAGACGAAGGCGUCCGAGCUCGUCGCGCGCUUCCUGGGGACCAGCUGCCCCGCCGCCGUGUCCGUGCGCCUCGCCGACCUCGGCCACCUCGCCUACUCCCACGCCAACCAGGCCCUCCUCCGCCCAAGGUACUGUACUACUACAUACGCUGCCUACUCCGCUGCGGUCCGCAGACGCGAGCCAGCGCCAUGGAUGGACGCAGUGCUGUGCUCCCCGCUCCACGCAAGCGCCAUGGAUGGACUCAGCGCCAUGGAUGGACAGGCAUGGUCGUUCGCGGCGAAGGACGAGGUGUUCUGCCUGUUCGAGGGGGUGCUGGACAACCUGGGGCGGCUGAGCCAGCAGUACGGGCUGUCCAAGGGCGCCAACGAGGUGCUCCUGGUCAUCGAGGCCUACAAGGCGCUGCGGGACCGGGCGCCGUACCCGGCCAGCCUCAUGCUCGCGCAGCUCGCCGGCGCCUACGCCUUCGUGCUCUUCGACGCGUCCACCAACUCGCUCCUCGUCGCGUCGGGCGGCGACGUGCCCCUCUUCUGGGGCGUCACCGCCGACGGCUGCGUCGCCUUCUCCGACGACAUCGACGUGCUCAAAGGCUCCUGCGGCAAGUCCCUCGCGCCUUUCCCGCAAGGUUGCUUCUACUCUAAUGCCCUUGGAGGAUUGAAGUGCUACGAGAAUCCCAAGAACAAAGUGACUGCCGUUCCUGCAAACGAGGAGGAAAUCUGCGGCGCAACCUUCCAGGUGGAAGGGGCUACGGUGCUCACAGCGCUGCAUUAGGAGAUGAGGUGUCUUCCUCCGUCUCCAGGCCUGGACUGGGGGCAACUGUACAUGGUGCCUGGUGGUGUAAUGUAACAUAACGGCAAUGGCAUAUGCAGCUGAUCCUGGUCUGCCUGUAUCAUCUCCUCCCACCCGUAAAGAGAAGUUCUUUCUGCCGCCAUCGCCAUGGUCAGUCAGAGCUUCUCUGCUAUAGCUGCUGGAUGUGUUGUGUGUUGCGUCUGUAUCGUCUCUAGUUUGUUCGACUUACGUGGAAACCUGAGAUCAGACCGGGUAUCGAGCGGCUGCUUGCAUGGAUGGAAUGCUGUAAUCAUCUGUAGUGACAACUCCAUUUUCCUUGUCAGACUGUGGCGCAUGGUCC
Molecule: messenger RNA, 1427 nt
Organism: Zea mays
Lineage: Eukaryota; Viridiplantae; Streptophyta; Magnoliopsida; Poales; Poaceae
Product: stem-specific protein TSJT1
Exons: 4
Coding region: 92-1069 (325 amino acids)
Source: RefSeq, a predicted model, not a curated record